GCCUCCCUUUUUGCACUAUACUUGGAACUCCCUCAAACACACCUCAUAAUUCUCAAUCUUAACCCAACAAAUUAGAUCAACCCAUUUCAAAACUUUGAGAGAAUUCUUUCAUAAUUGUUUUCUUGGAAAAGAAAGAUCAAGAAAAAGCCAUGAAAUUCAAUGCUUUUCUGAUUGUUUUCUCCAACUACGUUUCGUGAAAAAAUUCUCUUUAAAACCUGGUUUCCAAAUUGUUGUGACAGAGUGCGAUUGUGACAGUUGGUAUCACGGUUGGCUUUAAACCAGCUUGUACCAAUGAGUGCACCGGCGCCAGGCAACGAGAAGGAGGACUACAAGUUGAAGGACACGAAACCACAGCUUGGUGAGCGAUGGCCGCACGGGGGACUACGUGGCGGCGGGGGAUGGAUAACGAGCGAGCGAGCGACGAGCACAUACGACCUUGUGGAGCAGAUGUUCUAUCUUUACGUGCGCGUGGUGAAGGCGAAGGACCUGCCACCGGACCCUAUGACAGGGAGCUGCGACCCAUAUGUGGAAGUGAAGCUUGGGAAUUACAAAGGAAGAACACAACAUUACGAGAAGAGAACUAACCCGGAAUGGAACAACCAAGUUUUUGCUUUCUCCAAAGACAAGAUUCAGUCAACAGUUCUCGAAGUUUUUGUGAGAGAUAAAGAGAUGGUGCCGAGAGAUCAAUAUGUAGGGAAAGUAGUGUUUGAUUUGAAUGAAGUGCCCACCAGAGUCCCACCGGAUAGUCCCUUGGCGCCCCAGUGGUACAAGUUGGAGGACAGAAAAGGCGAUACUAAGGUGAAAGGGGAGAUCAUGCUAGCGGUCUGGAUGGGGACGCAGGCUGACGAGGCCUUCCCGGACGCGUGGCACUCGGACGCGGCCUCGGUCCACGGCGAGGGCGUAUACAACAUAAGGUCAAAAGUGUACGUGUCGCCCAAGCUAUGGUACCUAAGAGUAAACGUGAUAGAAGCACAAGACGUGGAGCCACAAGACAGGUCCCAACCCCCACAAGCCUUCGCAAAAAUCCACAUAGGAAACCAAAUCCUCAAAACAAAGCUGUCUCCGACAAAGACCACAAACCCACAAUGGAACGAGGAUCUAAUCUUCGUGGUGGCCGAGCCCUUCGAGGAGCAGCUCGUGCUGACAGUGGAAAACAAGCUCUCAUCCGCCAAGGACGAGGUCAUGGGGAGGCUUAUCACGCCCCUCCACGGCUUCGAGAAGCGCUUGGAUCACCGAACCGUGCACUCGCGAUGGUUCAAUCUCGAGAAGUUUGGCUUCGGGGCCUUGGAAGGCGACAAGCGGCACGAGCUGAAGUUUUCGAGUAGAAUCCACUUGAGGGUGUGUUUGGAAGGGGCUUACCAUGUGAUGGAUGAGUCCACAAUGUAUAUAAGUGAUGUGAGGCCAACGGCGAGGCAGCUGUGGAAGCAGCCCAUUGGGAUUUUGGAAGUGGGGAUAUUGAGUGCUCAAGGGCUGCAGCCAAUGAAGAAGAGUAAUGAGGGGAAGGGGAGUACGGAUGCUUAUUGUGUGGCUAAGUAUGGCCACAAGUGGGUGAGGACAAGGACUGUGACUCAAAGCUUUAGCCCUAGGUGGAAUGAGCAGUAUACUUGGGAGGUUUAUGAUCCUUGUACGGUUAUUACUAUUGGGGUCUUUGACAACUGCCACUUGGGUGGGAAUGACAAGAACGACUCGAGAAUCGGGAAGGUACGAAUCAGGCUUUCUACUCUAGAAAUGGAUCGAAUCUACACCCACUCUUACCCACUUUUGGUGUUACAACCAUCUGGUUUAAAGAAGAUGGGGGAGCUCCAACUAGCCGUGAGAUUCACUUGCCUUUCCCUAGCCCACAUAAUAUACCUCUAUGGCCAUCCCCUCUUGCCCAAAAUGCAUUAUCUUCACCCUUUCACCGUCAACCAACUAGACAGCUUAAGAUUCCAAGCCAUGAACAUCGUAGCCGCAAGGCUCGGCCGAGCCGAGCCAUCGUUACGAAAAGAAGUCGUAGAAUACAUGUUAGACGUGGAUUCCCAUAUGUGGAGCAUGAGGAGAAGCAAGGCCAACUUCUUCAGAAUCGUCUCCCUCUUCUCUGGCGUUAUCUCGAUGAACCGAUGGCUCGGGGAGGUUUGCCAGUGGAAAAACCCUAUCACUUCGAUCCUCGUCCACAUCCUCUACUUCAUCCUCAUCUGCUUCCCGGAACUCAUCCUCCCCACAACUUUCCUCUACAUGUUUCUGAUUGGGAUAUGGAACUUCAGGUUUCGGCCGAGGCACCCGCCGCACAUGGAUAUAAAGUUGUCGUGGGCGGAGGCAGUUCACGCAGAUGAACUGGAUGAGGAGUUCGACACUUUUCCAACAUCGAAGGCGCAGGAUGUGGCGCGAAUGAGGUAUGAUAGGUUGAGGAGCGUGGCGGGGCGAAUCCAAACAGUGGUUGGUGACAUAGCUACACAAGGAGAAAGGUUUCGGACGUUGCUCAGCUGGAGAGAUCCGAGAGCUACGAGUCUUUAUGUGGUGUUUUGCCUUGUUGUGGCUAUUGCAUUGUAUAUUACUCCGUUUAAGAUUGUGGCUUUGGUUGCAGGGAUUUAUUGGCUUCGGCAUCCUAGGUUUAGGAGUAAGAUGCCAUCGGUUCCUAGUAACUUCUUUAGACGAUUGCCCUCUCGAGCUGAUAGCAUGCUUUGAAAAAGUUAAUUAAGUAGGAACCCACACCAUUGAAAAGCUAAUUCUUGAGAGAUAUAUAGACAUCUCUUUAAACUUUUGCUUUUGUUUUUUAUUUUCUUUUAACUUUUUUCUCUUUAAAUUGGAAUUGACCCAACAAACUAUCUUUUUUAUCAAAUUAUCCUAGAUUAUUCAAACGAAACCGUUCAUGAGCAUAACUUAGCGGUAAUUAGCAUAUAUCUUCAACCAAGAGAUUGUAACUUCGAUCCUCCCACCUCAGUGAUGUAAAAAAUAUAUAUAGUCAAGUCGAUAUUUAAACCAUGAUAUUAACCACGGAAAAUUAUUAGAGUCAAAAUUGAAAAUUUAAAAAUGUUAUCCGAGGGUUCUGAAUCUCUCAGCUAUCUUUCUCUCUCCUCACGCUC
Messenger RNA from Momordica charantia (bitter melon), 3062 nucleotides. It is a transcript of the gene FTIP1, whose product is annotated as C2 calcium/lipid-binding plant phosphoribosyltransferase family protein. The record is from RefSeq and is a predicted model, not a curated record. NCBI's taxonomy places the organism in Eukaryota, Viridiplantae, Streptophyta, Magnoliopsida, Cucurbitales, Cucurbitaceae.